Balearica regulorum gibbericeps (East African grey crowned-crane) is the source of this 793-nucleotide messenger RNA. The record is from RefSeq and is a predicted model, not a curated record. Lineage: Eukaryota; Metazoa; Chordata; Aves; Gruiformes; Gruidae.
GUAUACCAGAAAUCUUGUGGACAACGGAAAUGGAAAGUUCAACUUGAUGAUCUUGUGCUGGGGUGAAGGGCAUGGCAGCAGCAUCCAUGAUCACACUGACUCACACUGCUUUAUGAAGAUCCUCCAGGGAAAUCUAAAGGAGACACUGUUUGGAUGGCCUGAGAAAAAGGGGAAUGGUGAAAUGACUAAGAAAUCUGAACGAGUUUUGAGGGAAAAUCACUGUGCCUACAUUAAUGACUCCAUUGGCCUGCACCGUGUGGAGAACAUAAGCCACACGGAGUCUGCUGUUAGCCUGCAUUUGUACAGCCCACCCUUCGACAGCUGUAACACCUUUGAUCAGAGGACCGGACACAAGCACAAAGUCAAGAUGACCUUCUACAGCCAGUUUGGAGAAAGGACUCCCUGUGCAACAGCGGUGCCGCAGGAGAACAACUGAGAAGCACCAGCACACAGUUGCAUAAGACCUGCUGAAUGUUUAACCAGGGACAGAAGACUUGCAUGGCUAAGGCCGACAGCCAGCUAUAUUUCUAUACCUUGUACAUAGAAGUACACUAGGACAGCUUCCAGGCCACCCACAGUUCCCCCCCGAGCAAAUGCCGGUUAUGGGACACUAAGCUAACUAGUGCCAUAAACUACUUCAGAGGUUAGAUGCCUUUUCUUAGGCUCCUGUCAGAAUUAAGUAGUUUGAUUUCUGAUUCUAACCUCUUUUUAAUUCCACUUCUGAUACCACACUGAGAAUAUCAGAAAUAGGGUUUUUAAACAUCAUCUGACACUACUUAAUAGGCCUAGGUGU